AUACAAUAGCACACCGACACCACAACAACGUGGCCGUUGGCAUCAACUUGUUUUCCAAUUGUUCAAACGUUCGUUCUUUCGCAAGCUCGUCCGACUCCAAAGAUAUCGAUAUACUGGUUUUAUAUCCUUUGCAACUUAAAUCAUAUCCUUCGAAUUCGUUUAUUCUCUCAUCUAUCAAAUAAUAACUCUGCACGCCCUGCACGAUUCAGUUUUACCCAGAACCCGUGUAUAUAUCCCUAACUUCUUCUGCUACUCGUCUAUAUAAUCAUCGCUGUUUUUCACUUCGACUGUGAUGACUCGAUUUGGCGAUUUCCAAACACUUUGCUCCCAGGUCCCGUCAUACACCUGGUGCAAUCUCUUUUAUCGCCAGUUACAAACAAAUGAUCCAACCGUCUUGACUGGUCUAUCUCAAUCCGCCGCCUCCGCCCCGGUCGGUGUCAAUCCAGAGUGUGGGAUACCAAAAGUGAAUACCAACGGCUCUCUGGGCAACAUCGCCAAUAUCAUCGCUUGCGGUCUCAGUUUCUUUGUUAUCGGCGCUUUGAUUUACUUCACUGGAAGGCGCAAAGCAGCAGUCGGCCGUAUAGAACUGCGGAUAUUCUUCGUCUUGUACCUCUUAACUCUUCCAUUCCAGUUGAUUACCUCCGGUUCCUUGCUUACCCAGGGCUCGACUGCCUUGGUUGCGCUUACUGCCAUCCAGGCUGGUCUCGUCGCUACAUUAUUCUGGGCAUUGCUCGCCAAUGCCAUUGUAGCAACGCAGAUCGUGGAAGAUGGCACCCUGAGCUCAAUAGUACCCUUCUCCGUACUUUCUGUAGCAUUCUUCAUCGCAACAACCUAUAUAUCCUUGGACGUCGGAUUUACCUUUACACAUGUGCUUGGAACAUCAAAUCCACCCCAAUCUAUCAACAGUAUACCACUUUUUGUCCUCACUAGUAUCUGGCCAGGAGUCGCUGCUUUAAUCUAUUUCGGACUUAUGAUGUACAUUGUCCUUGGGAUUCUGAACGAAAUCCGACCUGUGUGGUACUAUGUCAUCGCAGGCAUCCUCUUCGUGCUUAGCCAGCUCGACUACUUCUUACUGAGCAAAAUUAUAUGUCGAGUACGUAAUGCAUGAAGGAUGAUACGUCCGACACUGCUGAUCUGUCGGUACCUGCAGGGCUCAUCAAUGAAAGUUGACGGCUCGUUCAUCGCCACAAUACUGGAGACCGCAUGCGUAGUCACUCUCUACUUUGCAUGGCGAGGAAUCACAGAAGAGGACUGGGAUGACAAUGUCU
This is a messenger RNA of Suillus plorans, 1268 nucleotides long. Its product is annotated as chitin synthase III catalytic subunit. The coding region runs from base 293 to 1108 and encodes 271 amino acids. Gene Ontology annotation, cellular component: endoplasmic reticulum membrane. The record is from RefSeq and is a predicted model, not a curated record. Gene Ontology annotation, biological process: protein folding. Lineage: Eukaryota; Fungi; Basidiomycota; Agaricomycetes; Boletales; Suillaceae. The transcript is spliced from 7 exons.